This is a messenger RNA of Alosa sapidissima (American shad), 1642 nucleotides long. It is a transcript of the gene chst6, whose product is annotated as carbohydrate sulfotransferase 6. The coding region runs from base 209 to 1408 and encodes 399 amino acids. NCBI's taxonomy places the organism in Eukaryota, Metazoa, Chordata, Actinopteri, Clupeiformes, Clupeidae. Gene Ontology annotation, cellular component: Golgi membrane. The record is from RefSeq and is a predicted model, not a curated record. Gene Ontology annotation, biological process: sulfur compound metabolic process; N-acetylglucosamine metabolic process; carbohydrate metabolic process. Gene Ontology annotation, molecular function: N-acetylglucosamine 6-O-sulfotransferase activity. The transcript is spliced from 2 exons.
UGUAAGCAACGUCCCCCGCCCACUUCAUUGUCAGUCGCUGCUUAUGGCCACGUCUCAAAGCUAUUCCUUAUAAACUUUUGGAGGAGCUGAGCAAUGAAAAUGUAUUUCUGAGCCGUGUUUCUACUGGUCCAUACAACACUAGUUACUUUGUUUCCAUUCUACGGACCCAAAAGGACGCGCAAUAAGAUAGAAAGGCAGUCCCACCACAAUGCGUCCCAGACUUGCCCCACCAGCCCUGGUAACUCUGGUACUCCUGCAGCUGAUCACCAUGGUGGUGAUGUUUGGCUGGUACCGCCACCAGUCCCCAACGAGCACCCCCUCGCCUCCAGCGCAGCGCAAGGUCCAUGUGUUACUGCUGUCGUCGUGGCGAUCCGGCUCGUCCUUCCUGGGCCAGGUGUUCAGCCAGCACCCGUCCGUCUUCUACCUAAUGGAGCCGGCGUGGCACGUGUGGAUGACGCUGGGGCGCGGGGCGCGGAGCUUGCGAAUGGGCGUGCGCGACCUGCUGCACCAGGUGCUGCAGUGCGACCUGUCCGUCAUGGAUUCCUACAUGCCGCCGGAGCGCAAUGUGUCGAGGCUGUUCAUGUGGAGCCACAGCCGGGCACUGUGCUCGCCACCAGCGUGCACGCUCACGCCGCGCAACGCUUUCAGCAACCAGACGGAGUGCCAGAAGCACUGCGACAGUCGGGGCCUGGCAAAGGCCGAGGAGGCGUGCCGCAGCUACUCGCAUGUGGUGCUCAAGGAGGUGCGCCUGUUCGAGCUGGAGUCGCUCUACCCGCUGCUGCGCGACCCGUCACUCGACCUGCGCAUCGUGCACCUGGUGCGGGACCCGCGGGCCGUGUGGCGCUCGCGCGACCAGUCGGCCAGCUCGUUCUACCGCGACAACGCGGUGGUGCUGGAGCAAGGUGAUGGCAAGGGGCUCGAGGCGCAGUACCGUGUCAUGCAGGAGGUGUGCCGCAGCCACGUACGCAUGCACGAGACGGCGCUGCUCAAGCCGCCUGACUUCCUGCGCGGUCGCUACAAGAUGGUGCGCUAUGAGGAUCUGGCGCGUGACACGCUCGCACAGGUGGAGGCCAUCUACCGCUUCACGGGCUUGGAAAUGACGCAACAGCUGCAGGACUGGAUCUUCCGCAUCACACAUGGCAAAGGCAAGGGCACCAGAAAGGAGUCUUUCCAGAUCACCUCGCGCAACGCUGAAGACGUGUCGCGUGCCUGGCGGACUACCGUGCCCUACGAGAAGGUGCGGCGCAUCCAAGAGGUCUGCAAAGGCGCCAUGUCCCUGCUGGGCUACCGUACGGUGGACAGCGAGAAGGAGCAGCGGCAGCUGGACCUUGAUGUGCUAUCACCACGGGAACCCUACAAGUUCAGUUGGCUGCCCUCCAAGACCACCAAGCGCUCCAGUAAUGGCUAGCACACCAUGCGCAAGAUGGGUAGCCUCAAGAGCAGAACAGUUACUCAGACACUUUGCUUUGAGCACCAGGAGGCACAGACCACCAUGGUCAUCCCAUAUGAAAAGACUAUACAACCUCAUCAUUGCAACAGUAGAGGCACACUAUAAUGUGUUGGCCCGCUCUUGUAUGUGUUACAUAAUUUAUUUGUUGUGGAGGAAUGACUCGGGUGACAGCUGAAUGAAUGUUUGAAAGUA